GCUUCCCCAGUGCGUCAGGCCGGCGCUUUAUAGGUGCAGCCUGGGCGGCUCCGUCGGCUGUUUUUUUCGGCUUCUUCUGGUUGUGGUUGCUUUUGCAGUCCGCGAAGAUGCAGCUCAAGCCAAUGGAGAUUAACCCCGAGAUGCUGAACAAAGUGUUGGCCAGACUGGGGGUCGCCGGCCAGUGGCGCUUCGCGGAUGUGCUAGGACUGGAGGAGGAGACUCUGGGCUCAGUGCCAUCCCCUGCCUGCGCGCUGCUGCUGCUGUUUCCCCUCACGGCCCAGCAUGAGAACUUCAGGAAAAAGCAAAUUGAGGAACUGAAAGGACAAGAAGUUAGUCCUAAAGUGUACUUCAUGAAGCAGACCAUCGGGAACUCCUGUGGCACCAUUGGGCUGAUCCACGCAGUGGCCAAUAAUCAAGACAAGCUGGAAUUUGAGGAUGGAUCAGUCCUGAAACAGUUUCUUUCUGAAACGGAGAAGAUGUCCCCUGAAGACAGAGCGAAGUGCUUUGAGAAGAACGAGGCCAUUCAGGCAGCCCAUGACUCCGUGGCCCAGGAGGGCCAGUGUCGGGUAGAUGACAAAGUGAAUUUCCAUUUUAUUCUGUUCAACAAUGUGGAUGGCCACCUCUAUGAACUUGAUGGGCGAAUGCCCUUUCCAGUGAACCAUGGCGCCAGUUCAGAGGACUCUCUGCUGCAGGACGCUGCCAAGGUCUGCAGAGAAUUCACUGAGCGUGAGCAGGGAGAAGUCCGCUUCUCUGCAGUGGCCCUGUGCAAAGCCGCUUAAGUCCUGGGGGAGAAGGCCAGCCGCUCCCCUUCCCCUGGGCAUGCCCGCCCCUCGCAGCCCUGCGAUUGAUCUGCAGCUUUAGCACUUAUAACCACAGCUGUCUUGUGUUCCACAGCCCCGUCACCUCCACCCUUCCCCAGGCCACCAGGGAGCUAGCUCUGUCACAGCCAUGCCAGUGUGAACCUCGGAGGUGAAGCGUGCCCCGUGUCCCGUCCCCCCCCCCCCCCCGCUGUGUCUCAUACCUUCAGAUCUAUGGCUCUUUGGGUUUACGUCUGUAAGUUAAGGCUUUGGGUGUGGUUUGUCUGUCCUUAAAAGGGAUAAUAAAACUUUUCUGCUGGUAAAA
Messenger RNA from Mesocricetus auratus (golden hamster), 1122 nucleotides. It is a transcript of the gene Uchl1, whose product is annotated as ubiquitin C-terminal hydrolase L1. Gene Ontology annotation, cellular component: cytoplasm. NCBI's taxonomy places the organism in Eukaryota, Metazoa, Chordata, Mammalia, Rodentia, Cricetidae. The transcript is spliced from 9 exons. The record is from RefSeq and is a predicted model, not a curated record. Gene Ontology annotation, biological process: protein deubiquitination; ubiquitin-dependent protein catabolic process. The coding region runs from base 108 to 779 and encodes 223 amino acids. Gene Ontology annotation, molecular function: cysteine-type deubiquitinase activity.